Molecule: messenger RNA, 1269 nt
Organism: Pocillopora verrucosa
Lineage: Eukaryota; Metazoa; Cnidaria; Anthozoa; Scleractinia; Pocilloporidae
Product: mitochondrial carrier homolog 2
Source: RefSeq, a predicted model, not a curated record
ACUCAACAUGGCGGCUGCAAGUGAGAGAAAUGGAAGUGGGCAAAGCUUGGAAGAUCUCUUGGAUAACGAAGGCACAACAGCUGGAGCUCUCGUUUUGACCGCUUUUAUGACCACAGCAACUCAGCCACUAACAUGUGUUCGACUUCUGAUGCAGGUUGGACAUGAACCAAUUUCUCCAACUGAGUCCACAACAUUUUUAGGAACUAAGGUCCUGAGAUUACCAAGUUUUUUCCAGUAUGCAAGUCAUGUAAAGAAGAUAAAUGGAUGGAGGGGACUCUACAGAGGAUUGUUACCAAGGGUCUACUCAUCAAUGAUUGGAACUCUUGUAAACAAUACACUGCUGCAGGCUAUGGGUAAAAAAGACAAUGCCCUUGUCCCACUGGUUCCUCCAGAAAAUAAGAGCAGGCAAGAAGAAUUGUUAGAGUUUGUUGAGGAGACCUGUGUACAGACUGUGGCAAAAUGCAGUGGUAUCAUUAUCAGUCACCCAUUUUAUGUGAUCUCAGUCAGAAUGAUGGUUCAGUUCGUUGGUCAAGAAACUAUUUACAGUGGACUACGUGCAUCAGUCAAAGAGAUCUAUAACAAUGAAGGACUUGCUGGAUUUUUUAGUGGUAUCAUUCCUCGUCUUGUUGGAGAAGUCCUGUCCCUUUUGUUAUAUCGAGGAGCUUGCUUCUUGAUCAGCAAAUAUGCUAUUGACAGUGAGGUCAGCAGAAGAAAAGAAGUACAAGUGUAUACAAAUGGACUUUUCCAGUAUGCUGCUGGAGUUGCGACCCACCCAUUUGUGUUGGUUUCACACAUGAUGAUAGUCAAUAAUGUUGGCCUGGCUGGUGGAAAGCCUCCUGCAAUGCCAGUGUUUGAUGGGUGGAGAGAUUGUUUUAGUUAUCUGAAAAAAACGGGGAACUUGUGGCGUGGAUCUAGCAUGUUUCGAAGGACUGUUCGUAAAGUAUCAGGGAUGUAAAUUACAGGGCAGGCAAACAGCAGUGCAACUACAGACCAAGAAAUGCAAAUAAUACUAGCAAAAGAAUGUACAGUUAGACUGAAUUGUGAAGAAGUGUCAGUGCAUUACAUUGAAGUGCUUUUAGAUCUCUUAAUAGAAGUAGCCUUUGAUGAAUGCAAUCAGUGCAGGGUUCUAUUUUUGCCAUAAUAAUUAAGAGUAGUGAAGUGUAUGUUUUUUAUAGCUUUUGUUUUUGGGAACACUAGUAUAAUUGCCCUGAGAUCAAUGAGAAUUUGUGCAAACUUGUUGUGGUAGUAAAAAUUACAGUUUAAAUGUUA